AUGUCGCCAAACUUGUUCCUGGCCACACAGAAGCUCUUUUCUCCCCACAAAUGGUUCCGGAAUAGCCACUCACAGGAACGCUCCGUCAGAAAAACAGAGCACUGGGCUGAGCCCAAGCCAGGCCUCUAUGAGUACAUCCCGGGUCGAGGCUGGUACUUGGUUGCAAAACUGAAAGAAGCUUCUCAUGACAUUUCCGCAACGACCGCUGAGGGAGGACCAGUACAGGUCCCCCAGGACCUGCCCAAGGAGUACGAAAAGCUCGCCCGUCCGAUUUCUGCACACUGGUCACGUGUUCUGAAGCGGUACAUGCUGGAGGACGAUUACAAAUCUCGCAAGAAGUACGGUGCCAUCCAGAACGACCGCGGCAGGAACAUUGAAGUUGGCUUCUUCCGCCUUGAUAACGGUGUUGCAUGGGUCCAGUGCUGGGACCAGGAAGGCACUUUUAUACCUGGACCCUACAAGCUCUGGUGCAUCAGCCAACGCACAGGCCAAUUCAGACCGAUGCUGAAAGGCGACGAUCCCAAGUUUGCCGGCUCACGCAACAGUUCUCGCAGCGACUCACGUAAUCCUUCGUUCGAGCGCGAUGUCGAUAGCCAAAGCCAGGAUUCACGCAACACUGAGUUCUACGUCAGUACAUCCCAGGCGGCAAGCAACAGGGAUGGUCCUAGCGUACCCAAUACCCGACCCAACAGCAUCCGUAUGACGCCGUCUCACUCGACAUCAACAACUCACAGCCAGCCUGCUUCGCGCCGUUCAAGCCCCAGGCGCAACGGCAGCAUUGAGUACGAGAAAGAGAAAGCUGCUAUGCGCCAAAUGGCGAGAGACCACCGAGAGGCUUUGGUCGCUGCGGCGAACAAGUCGCGUACGGACUCGAAGACGGCUGUCGAGCGGGUUGAGCGCGGUCGUUCUGAUGCUACGAAGGAGGUUACCUCCAACUAA
Molecule: messenger RNA, 939 nt
Organism: Ascochyta rabiei
Lineage: Eukaryota; Fungi; Ascomycota; Dothideomycetes; Pleosporales; Didymellaceae
Exons: 1
Coding region: 1-939 (312 amino acids)
Source: RefSeq, a predicted model, not a curated record